This is a messenger RNA of Rotaria sp. Silwood1, 1569 nucleotides long. The record is from the annotation of a GenBank genome assembly. NCBI's taxonomy places the organism in Eukaryota, Metazoa, Rotifera, Eurotatoria, Philodinida, Philodinidae.
AUGACUGAUCAUCAACAUCAUUGUCAUGAAACAUCGAAGCCUGAAACAAGUUAUAAUGAUUCCCAAAAAGCUGAUAAUAAUGAAUAUGAUAAUACUGAACAACCAGUAGGCACUAAUAUAACUCAUCAAUUUAGUUUUAAAGAUGCUGAUGAAAUUCUACAUGAUUUAUGUCAUGAUCAAGAUGAACAAGCAAUAAAAGUUAACAAACGAAAACAAGGAUUUCAAGUUCAUCAUCUUAAAGAACUAUUUGAAACAAAAUUAGGUGCCAAACAUGUUAAUUACGAGCAAUCUACAGCAUCUAUUGUCAGAAAAUGUUGUCAAGAAUUUUCGUCCGAUUCUGAUGAACCAUUUUAUAUUGUUAAUUUAUCUCAUUAUGCUCGUCAAUAUUUGCAAUGGAUGCAUUUUCUUGGUCGUAUUCAUCCUUUUUAUGCAGUUAAGAGCAAUCCUAAGAAUUUCAUCAUUAAAAUUAUUGCAGAAUUAGGUGGUGGUUUUGAUUGUGCUUCAUCAGAAGAACUCAAUCUAGUACGUGAAACAUGUGGUGAUAAUUUUGACUAUGCUACACGUAUAAUAUUUGCUCAUCCAUGCAAAGCUAUAUCUCAUAUUCGACAAUUUCGUGAAGCAGGUGUACAAAUGACAGUAGUAGAUAAUGAAGAUGAACUCAAAAAAUUAAAAGAACAUUGGCCUGAAGCUAAAAUUCUUCUUCGCCUUAAGCCUGAUGACAGACAUUCAAUGAGUCCUUUUUCAACAAAAUUCGGUGCUAACGAACGAGAAUGCAUUGCUUUACUUCGGUUGGCUCGUGAAUUAAAUAUUAAACUUGUUGGAUGUUCAUUUCAUGUCGGUAGUCGAUGUCUUGAUCCUAAAGUCUACACGGAAUCGCUUAAAUUAGCACGACGUAUUUUUGAUAUUGCUAAACAAGAUGAAUUCGGAUUUAAUUUUAAAAUAUUAGAUAUUGGUGGUGGUUUUUCAGGUCACGAUUGGGAUAAACCAAGUUUUCCCGAAUUUGCCAAAAUAAUUAAUAAUACAUUGGAUAAAUUAUUUCCUGAAUCAGAAGGUAUUGCAAUAAUCUCAGAACCUGGUCGUUAUUUUUCAUCUGGAGGUAUGAUAUUAGUCACUCGUAUUAUUGCUCGACGUAUUCAUAAUCGUAAUUAUAAAUCGAAUGAAAACGUCGUCAAACUUGAACGUAAUAUUUCUUAUACAUCAAAUUCAUCGAAAGAUAAUAAUGAUGGAAAUUCCAAAUCUGAAAAAGCACUUAUUGAAAAUGCUGAUAAUAUUUAUUAUAUUAACGAUGGUAUUUAUGGAACAUUUAAUGCUAUUAUAUUUGAUCAUAAAAUAUUUAUUGUACAUUAUUUAAAAAUGAAACAAGAAAAGAAAAAAUCUCCACAAUUUAGAUCAGUUAUAUUUGGUCCAACAUGUGAUUCACUUGAUUGUAUUGCACAUUCAAUUGAUUUACCACUAUUAGAUAUUGGUGAUAUUUUGUGGUUUCCAGAUGUUGGUUCAUAUACAAAUGCAAGUGCUUCGAACUUUAAUGGAUUUCAAACAAAAAAAUAUUUUUUUAUUUGGAAAAAUUAA